GCUUCCGGUCCGUCACGUCUCAUCCCGGAAGAUUUACAUUUCUGCUCCUGACACGUAGCAGCCGCAAACAAGUUGGCAGCGCUGUGGACGGACUCGUCAACAUCACAGAGUGAGAGAUGUCGGGGUUUGACAAUUUAAACACAGACUUUUACCAGUCAAGCUACAGUGUAGAGGACCAAAACCAGGCCGGCUAUGGCUACAGCAACAGCAACAAUGAAAACCCCUACAACAAGCCAUACGGUCAGUAUGACUACUCCCAGCCCAUGGCCUACGCUUCCCCUGGGAUGAUGCAGCCUCAGCAGCCGUACACAGGACAAAUCUUCCAGCCCUCACAGACCUACACUCCAUCCCCGGCACAAUCGAUGUACAGCAGCAGCUUUGAUGACGAGCCACCGCUGUUAGAAGAAUUAGGAAUCAACUUUGACCACAUCUGGCAGAAGACUUUGACGGUGCUGCAUCCAAUGAAAGUAGCAGACGGCAGCAUCAUGAAUGAGACGGACCUUGCGGGCCCCAUGGUCUUCUGUUUGGCCUUCGGAGCAACACUCCUCCUGUCAGGAAAGAUCCAGUUUGGCUAUGUAUACGGUAUCAGCGCAAUUGGCUGCCUUGGCAUGUACUGCCUACUCAACCUUAUGAGUAUGACCGGCGUCUCCUUCGGCUGUGUGGCCAGCGUGCUGGGAUACUGCCUCCUCCCCAUGAUCCUCCUCUCCAGCUUUGCAGUCCUCCUUUCUUUACAGGGCAUGGUGGGUAUAAUUUUAACAGCAGCAAUCAUUGGCUGGUGCAGCCUCUCAGCCUCAAAGAUCUUCAUCUCGGCGUUGGCCAUGGAUGGGCAGCAGCUGUUGGUGGCUUACCCCUGCGCUCUCUUAUACGGGGUCUUUGCGCUCAUCUCUGUCUUCUAAAGAAAAUCAUUGAAUAACUGUUGAAAAUAACUGCUCUCCAGUUUCUGUCAUAUCAGUCUAAUUAGCGUAGUUAUUGUCUAAUUACAGUGUUAUAACAGAAAAGAGGAGCUGCUGUUUAAAAUGGCACAAAGAGUUUUUUUUCUUUUAUGAGACUCCACCUCUCACAGCGUUCCAACUUGACCAUGUGCAGGCUGCAGUGUCGUCACACCCAUUGUCUACUUUCCAGCUUGCUUCCUUCAUGCAUCUUAAAGGAGAGGGCUGUCAAAUAGACCUGGUGAAGAAUAAUUCUCCUCUGCGCACCACGUUGGGCCUUAAAUGGCCUAUUACAGUCGGAUCAUUUUAAGGACAUGAAUGGGAAGGAAGUGAGCAUGUACUUCACACAAUGGGAACCUGAGAAUUUAAUUUGGGCACAAAUGGGGAAAAGGUUCUCAGUUUCCGGACAGAUGACAACCCUCAGCAAACCCCGCUGGUUUAUUUGAAGCCAGUGGAAACGCCAUGUAUAAUGAUUUCUGCUAAAGUGUUUUUGAACCAUUUCUUUCAAGUAAAUUCUACAACUGCAGGACUAAGGGAAGCAUUCACAUCUGUUCUCUGCAAGAUUUCAGCGCCUCUCUCUACUUCUCCACCCAGAAAGGAUGGAGGGAAAAAAUGGGGUGUCUCCACCUCAGUAUCUGCUUUUCUCUCGGACUGAGGAGCCAUGAAUCCCAACAUGUGCUCAUCACAGCAGCAACCUGAUCUUUGAUCUUUGCUUUAUCAUCGCAUGUAACGUCUUAUUGCAUUCUCUAGAGAUUCAUUCGAGUUUCGAUGCCUUUCAGGAAGACAGAAGUACAGAUUGCACAUGAACCUCAUUCUAAUUCCCAGAACCAAACAAAAUUGAAAAUAUAUUCAGAACGAAUAGUUUGAGAGAGACUGCUAAUGUCCAUGUUGACAUAUAGCGUGUCUAUAGUUUGCACCCUUCGGUUCUUAAAUCUUUAUUAUAGCUUCAGCUCGCAUUGUAUGCUUUGAUGUGUCAUCUGUCGAUCGUGUCUUCUCAUGUACAUUAAAGUUGUCUUUGAAGGUUUUCUGCCGUGUGAUGUUGAAUGGUACAGUCUAUGGUUGAGCAGUGGCGUAGCCUCUCUGAGACUUAACCAUGGGUUUUAUUUAGUCUCUAGACCCGCAGUGCUCGCAGUGUGGCAGAAGAAUGGCCCAUGUGCACAGGACGAAGUGGGUGAUAAUUAAAAAUGACAACCUGGGGACAUUCUGUCAAAGCUGACUGGUAGAUCAAAGAAAUAGUCUGCAUGCUUUUUAAUCAUUUUUUAAUAAUUAAGUUAUUGCUUUUUAGACAUGGAAGAUAAUUUUGCAUGAAAAGUGUGUUUUCUUACGCUGGAAAUGUUUGCAGCACCGACUAAAGCUUGUUCAGAUAUGCCGUUAAAAACGUAUCAAAAAAUCUUUUUAUCACCUAGGCACAAAAUACUUAUUUAGAAACUCAAAAUACUGUAACAAAUGCUUUGUAGGAUAAUCCUCUAGUUGUGUGAUUAUGAUAGACACCGUUGUAGUACAUUUCUGUAGAGUGAUACCUUAUAAUCAGCACCAGUGGAUCAGUUCUUGCUGAUGUUACUGACAAGAGUUUUGUAAACAUCAUGGGGGUUUGCCACAUUUU
This is a messenger RNA of Paralichthys olivaceus (Japanese flounder), 2532 nucleotides long. RefSeq names its product Yip1 domain family, member 5 (gene yipf5). Gene Ontology annotation, biological process: regulation of ER to Golgi vesicle-mediated transport; vesicle fusion with Golgi apparatus; endoplasmic reticulum to Golgi vesicle-mediated transport. Gene Ontology annotation, cellular component: trans-Golgi network; membrane. The record is from RefSeq and is a predicted model, not a curated record. Lineage: Eukaryota; Metazoa; Chordata; Actinopteri; Pleuronectiformes; Paralichthyidae.